Molecule: messenger RNA, 2159 nt
Organism: Oryza sativa Japonica Group (Japanese rice)
Lineage: Eukaryota; Viridiplantae; Streptophyta; Magnoliopsida; Poales; Poaceae
Product: zinc finger BED domain-containing protein RICESLEEPER 2-like
Molecular function (GO): DNA binding; protein dimerization activity
Source: RefSeq, a predicted model, not a curated record
AAGGUGAUCAAUGUUCCCUCCAAGAAGGAAAAAGGGAAAAUGGAAUGUAAGGCAAAGUGUAGGUUUUGUCAUCACAACUAUGCAUAUCGCCCUGGGGGAACCACUACAACACUAAAUCGUCACUUAGAUAAGUGCACAAUAUAUCUGAACAAGCUUGCAAAGGCUAAAGCUCAAGGUACACUUGAUUUUCCUUUAGCUGAUGGUUCUAUGGUUGUGCAUCCUACUGAGUAUGAUCAUGAUCACACUAAACUUUUGAUUGCCCGUAUGAUAAUUCUACAUGAUUACCCAUUUAGAAUUGUUGAGCAUAAAGGGUUUAAUGCCUUGAUGAAGUGGAUGAAUCCUAGCUAUGAAUUCAUUGGUCGCAAGGCCAUAAAAAGUGAAUGCAUGAAAUUGUAUGAAUCUGAAAAGGAACAUCUCAGGAAAAGUCUUAGGGAGGCUGAGACCAUAAGUUUAACUACAGAUAUGUGGACAUCAAAUCAAAACCUUCAGUAUAUGUGUUUGGUGGCUCAUUACAUAGAUGUUAAUUGGGUUUUGCAAUGCCGUGUCCUAAACUUUGUUGAGGUGGAGCCUCCUCACACCGGUAUUGUCAUAGCUCAAGCUAUUUUUGAUUGCUUGGUUGAUUGGAAAAUAGAGGACAAGGUCAUGACAAUAACCCUUGAUAAUGCUUCAAACAAUGACACCGCUGUUUCAAAUUUGAAGUCUAAGCUUGCUGCUAGAAAGAAUGCUCAGUUUGAUCCAGAUUAUUUCCAUGUUCGUUGUGCUGCCCACAUAGUUAAUUUGGUUGUUAAUGAUGGCCUGCAACAAAUUCAAUCUUUGAUAACCAAUGUUAGGAACACUGUGAAGUACUUUAAGAAGUCUCCAGCCCGUAUGUAUAAGUUUGUGGGUGUGUGCAACACUUAUUCAAUUAAAGUUGGUAGAGGGUUGUCUAUUGAUGUUAAAACAAGGUGGAGUUCGACCUAUCGGAUGCUAGAGACAUGCAUUGAGUAUAGAAAUGGUUUUGAUUAUUAUGCUGAAUCAGACACCAAAUAUGAAUGGCUACCUUUACAAUCUGAAUGGGAUUUGUUUGAGAAAAUUCAGCCAAUCUUGGGAACAAUGUCUGGUGCAACCACUGCAUUUUCAGGGUCAACCUACCCCACUGCCAAUGUUUUCUAUCCAUACAUAGCUAAAGUUAAGAUUGCAAUAUUAGCUUCUAGAGCACAAGCACAAACUGCACUGUUAGAAGCUGCAAGGUUAGGGCAGCAGUCUGGACUUUAUGAACCUGACCCUAAUGAUGUAUUGCUGGUGACUAUGGCUGAUGCAAUGUUGGAAAAAUUCAAUAAAUAUUGGGAGAACACAAACAAUAUCAUGAUCAUUGCUACAAUCCUUGACCCUAGGUUCAAAAUGAGGUACAUUAGAUGGUGCUUCAGUGAAUUUUUUGGUGAGACAAGGUGUGUAACAGAGGUUGCUGCCAUAACUGAUGAGAUGGAAAAACUCUACAGAAAGUAUGAGCGGAUAUGUCGCCACAACCAAGGUGGGAACAGUCCACACAAUGGUCACUCGGCCUCAUCCUCAAUCUCUACUACCACCUCAUUGGCUUCAAUUAUUCCAAGUGGAUUUCAAUCCUUUUUGCAGUCAAAUGCUAAAGAAUCCUCAAAGUCUGAGUUACUCAUCUAUCUAGAUGAACCAAAUGUGUCCCUCGAAGAUAGCACUUUCAACUUACUCAAUUAUUGGAAGGUAAAUGCCCAUAGGUUUCCUGUUGUGUCCAACAUGGCAAAGAGGUUCUUGGCUGUUCCAGCUAGCAGUGUGUCAUCAGAGUCCACUUUUAGUACCGGGGGAAGAAUUCUUGAUGACUACCGGAGUUCUUUGAAGCCAGAAACAGUUCAGGCUUUGGUUUGUGCUUCAAGCUGGAUAAGAGCCUCUCAAAAUGACAAUAGUGCACCUAUCCCUGUGGGAGAAAAUGGAGAUGAUGACAUCGAAAUAGUGGACUUCCCCAAUUGUGUGGUGGCAAGCAACUAGCUACAAGCCUACACCCUAUGGGAGAAAGGGAGUGUGGGACUAUGGGAGAAAGGGAGCUGCCAAUUGCCAUGCUAUUUGUGUUUUGUGUUUAUGUGCAACUGUGUUGGAUGAAAUCAUGAAAAUGAUGAACCUUGCAGGCUGCAGCUUUACUAGUUAUGCACUUA